Messenger RNA from Trichophyton rubrum CBS 118892, 2044 nucleotides. RefSeq lists its product as uncharacterized. Bases 1010 to 2044 code for a protein of 344 amino acids. Lineage: Eukaryota; Fungi; Ascomycota; Eurotiomycetes; Onygenales; Arthrodermataceae. The record is from RefSeq and is a predicted model, not a curated record. The transcript has 2 exons.
GCCAUAACACCACCUCCGGGAUAAUCGAAUAUACUCUAUACAUCAUACGUUUAACUUCAGGAGAAGAAAAAACUAGGCGCCUUUCCAUGGCUGUUUUUUAUAACAGUGCCCCGUUAAAGGUUUACUUGACAGAUCACAUAACUUACAGGCCAAAAUGGGAUACAUCUAAAGAAAAGGAGACUCUAUUAUAGCCGUCCCUUCUUCUACUCACUUGGAAGAAUAACUUACUCUAUGUUAGAGGCUCAAUUAACUACAAAGGUGUAAGUCCAGAAAUCAAGGAAUUAAGUAUCAAUUUAUUUAGGGGGAUGGAGUUACCAACAAAUUAUUAUCUAUAAAGGUAUCCACAUAGAAUUACGACCUCACCACGAGAACCAAAUCCUCUUACAGAUAUUAAUCUCCUACAGUGGCCAUAUACUGAUUCGGAGGCUUAGAUUGAGAUGGAUAUUCUUUCAGGAGAGACCAGAAACUAGCAUAUAAACAUACACAGAAACAGCGUGCUACUGCUGAUCUGAGUUCAGGGCUGAUUCAUAGUUAUUAGCUUCCACAUAAGAAGAGGCUAUAUUGAUGAAUCAUUACUAGGUGGCCCUUGGAAUCUCUAGAAAGAGGCUAAAAAUCUCCAAAUUAGAAGACGCAUUCAAGAAGUACCCCCCUACAACCUGUCUUCAAAACGAUCUUAUUCCUCAAUCAAGCUAGAUCUGGAACGAAGAAUAUAUCCAGAUUUUACUACGCUAAGAUACUGCUCCAGGGCUUGUCAAAAGCUUCUUUUUGCUCUCCCAGAAAAAGAAAUUUCAGGAGAGCGUCAGAGUACCUAAGGAAAAGUCAACUUGCGGUUUAGUUUUUGGGCGCGCCGCUCAACUUAGACGCGCUGCAUCUCUUAGCCUAUCAUCUUCAACGUCACUUUGAGCCAACAUCGUCAAAUACACCCAACGAUUGUGAAGAUACCGAUAAUACCGCUUCACCGUCCUACAGUCUCUCCCUGAUAAUCCAGUGUUGUUCGUUGCAGAGCGCAAUGUUUCUCGUCGGUUUCGGGCGGCUCAUACAAGGUCGACUGUUCCCACCUGCCAACCCAACAGCCUCGCUUGAAGGGAAGACAGUCCUCCUCACCGGCGGUACAUCUGGCCUGGGGCUCGAAGCAGCCAUAAAAUAUAUAAACUUGGGAGUUUCCUCGUUGAUAAUUGCCUGCCGUAGCAUUGAACGGGGCAAUGAAGCGAAAAAGGUUAUUGAACAACGUACAAAGCGUGCGAGUAGCCCCGCCAGUUUUGACAUUCAAAUAUGGCCCCUAGACAUGGCCAGCUACCAAAGCGUGACAUCUUUUGCUCAAAAAAUCAAUAAUGAAGUCCCGCGGCUUGAUAUAGCACUGUUAAAUGCUGGUGUCAUGCAUAGAAAAUAUACCCUCACACCAGACGGAUGGGAAGAAACGCUUCAAGUCAACGCACUUUCAACCGCACUGCUGGGGCUACUCUUACUCCCAAAGCUAAGAGAGAGCCGUGAUGCCGCAACGGGAGCCCCUGCUCAUCUCACCUUUGUCUCAAGCGGAUCUUACAGACAUGCAAAGGCAGGGGAGCUACAGCCUGAUGGAGCGAACAGCAUCCUCCUACACUUGAAUAGCGAGGAAAACUUCCGUGCGCACUCUCAGUACCGAUUAUCCAAGGUCAUUGUCGAAUACACUGCAAAGAGAAUUGCUGGUUUAACCCGUUGCGAUGAUGGCUCACUGGGAGUCAUCGUCAACUCUGCCUGUCCGGGGUUCUGUCGUUCCCGCUUAGGUCGCGAGUACGACGCAUGGCACGAGAGGAUGUUCGUUGCUGUGUUUGAACUCAUCUUUGGCCGUACAUCAGAGCAAGGUAGCAGGACCCUUGUGAGCGCUACCAUGCUCGGCGAGGAAUCCCAUGGUAAAUGGUGGAGAAGUGACCAAUAUCCAGACAUCUCGGCUACUCUUACUGGAACAAGCGAGGGGAAAGUGUUACAGAUACGAGCCUGGGAAGAGAUCGUGGGGGAGCUCAAGCUUCGAUCUCCCGAGGUUGAACGGCUCGGCCGACGCAAUUGA